AUGCUCGACGUCGCCCUCGCCGCCCUUUUCUGCGCAUGGCUCGCCUGCUGCCUCCUCGUCCGCCGCCCCGCCUCCGCCUCCGCCGCCUCCCGCUCCUCCUCCCUCCCUCCCGGCCCGCCCCGUCUUCCCGUCGUGGGCAACGCCCACCAGGUUCCGUUUGCCCACCAGCACAAGACCUUUGCCGCCUGGAGCUUGUCCUACGGCCCCAUCAUCUACGCCCAGUUCCUCAGCACCCGCAUCGUCAUCCUCAGCUCCGCCCAGGCCGCCCAAGACCUCCUCGAAAAGCGCGGCGCCAUCUACUCUGACCGCCCCCAUUCCGUCCUCCUCCACGAUGUCAUCGACUACAUGCCAAAUCCCGUCUGGCUGCCCUACUCCCAUCAGUGGCGCAAGCAGCGCCGCUGGUACCACUCCGUCCUCUCCCCCGACGUCUUCCAACCCCUCCAGCACCGCGAGUCUCUCCAGCUCGUCGCAGACAUCCUCCGCGAGCCCAGCGCCUUCAUCUCCCACUCCAAAAGGUACACCGCCGCCAUGAUGAUGGAGGUCGCCUACGGCCGCUCCGUCCCUAGCUCCCACGAUGGCUUCCUUGCCCUUGUCAACUCUACCCUCGAAGGGCUCGCUCAGCUCGGUGGCCCCGCCGCCACCGUCCUCGAUUUCAUGCCCUUCCUGCGCCAUAUUCCCACCUGGUCUUGGUUCCCGGGCUCCAGUACCAAGCGCCACGCCCUCUGCGUACGUGCCGGCAUCCAGGCCAUGAUGGACAUCCCCUAUCAGAAAGUCAAGACCGACAUGGCUGCGGGCAAGGCAAAACCGUCCUUCCUCCGUAUGCUCAUCGACGGCCAGCCCAUGGCUUCGACCGAUGAGGAGCGCGAGAUGAGCUGCGCCGCCAGCAUGAUGUAUGCCGCCGGGUCGGACACGACGGUCACUGUGCUCCUGACCUUCAUUCUCGCCAUGGUGCGCCACCCCCGUGUGUUCGAAAAAGCCCAGGCCGAGGUGGACGCCGUCGUGGGACGCGCGCGCCUCCCAGUUUUUUCCGACCGCGCGGCGAUGCCAUACUUCGAGUGUGUCCUCCGCGAAGUAUACAGGUGGAACGCGCCCUCGCGCGCAGGUGUCCCGCAUCGUGUGAUGGAAGACGACGAGUACGCCGGGUACCGCAUCCCCCGCGGCGUCAUGGUCCUUCCGAACGUCUGGAUGAUGACCCGCGAUCAGGACGAGUAUGGCCCGGACGUGGACCAGUUCCGCCCGGAGCGGUUCGCAGAGAUGAGCGCGGAAGAGAUGGAGAGGAAGGAUCCGCGGCGGCUCGUGUUUGGCUUCGGUCGGCGGUGCGUGCUCCCCCGCCCUCUCCCUCACCACACGUGGCGCUGA
Messenger RNA from Fibroporia radiculosa, 1359 nucleotides. RefSeq lists its product as uncharacterized. Gene Ontology annotation, molecular function: monooxygenase activity; iron ion binding; oxidoreductase activity, acting on paired donors, with incorporation or reduction of molecular oxygen. Bases 1 to 1359 code for a protein of 452 amino acids. The transcript has 11 exons. NCBI's taxonomy places the organism in Eukaryota, Fungi, Basidiomycota, Agaricomycetes, Polyporales, Fibroporiaceae. The record is from RefSeq and is a predicted model, not a curated record.